AUGACAGUUCCAGAAACCAGUACUAAAAUCCCUCUUUGGAUCGACUGUGAUCCAGGCCACGAUGAUGCCAUAGCCAUGUUGUUGGGAUCAAACCUCCCAGAAUAUUUUUUCCUGGUGGGAAUCUCAACGGUUCAUGGUAACGCACCGUUAAAACGAACAACAAACAACGCCUUAGCACUACUAGAUGCCUUUCUUGUGGAUGAAGCGCAUGGUACUGUGAAUGUAUAUGCUGGUGCCGAACGACCACUUGAGCGACCACCUAUGGGCCACGCUCCAUCGAUCCAUGGCGAAUCUGGACUGGAUGGGACCAGCUUGCUCCCUAGUCCGACAAAACAAGCACAAUGGCCUUCAGCAAACCAUUCCAAUCCUGCUGUAGAUGCACUGGCUGAAGCUGUGAAACAAUAUCCAGACACUUUGGCUGUGGUUGCUACUGGUGCGCUUACCAAUAUUGCAGCGUUUGUACAAAAAUACCCAGAGCUAAUUGCGCCGAUCCGGGUGCUAAGUGUCAUGGGAGGUGCAUUUGCAGCGGGCGGAAACAUUACACCCAAUGCGGAGUUUAACAUUUGGUGCGAUCCUGAGGCGGCGCGGAUCGUUCUUGGGAGCAAGUAUGGGAGCAAUGCGCUGGCAUCGAAGACAAUCUUGCUGACUCUUGAUAUGACACACCAAGCAAUUGCGACGCGCGAGAUUUGCGAAAAGGUGCGCGGAAAAAAUACAAGCGUGUCUGAAAAACAGUAUUAUGUGCGCCAGAUGCUUUACGAAUUGCUGGUGUUUUUCGGCAAAACAUAUACACGUGAGUUUGGAGCAGAGUUUGCGCGUGGGCCACCAGUUCAUGAUCCACUGGCAGUAGCUUGUGUUUUGCCUUUAUACCACGUGCUGGGUGAGAGCGCUCCUGAAGAGAAUACAUUGCCUUCUCUUGAUGUAAAAUAUACACGAUACGCGUUAGACAUUGAGACCAAGGAUCCGAAGCUUGUAGGACAAACCAUCAAAUUGGGCAAAGAUGCUGCAGAGGGUGUAUAUGUGAUUGAAAGCAUGGACAUUGAAGCAUUUUGGAGAUUGGUUUUGCGCAGUUUGGACCACCUAGAUGCGCGGGCGCACUCUCUACUAAAAUUGUAG
Molecule: messenger RNA, 1113 nt
Organism: Magnusiomyces paraingens
Lineage: Eukaryota; Fungi; Ascomycota; Dipodascomycetes; Dipodascales; Dipodascaceae
Exons: 1
Coding region: 1-1113 (370 amino acids)
Biological process (GO): purine nucleoside catabolic process
Cellular component (GO): cytosol
Molecular function (GO): purine nucleosidase activity
Source: RefSeq, a predicted model, not a curated record